Molecule: messenger RNA, 1136 nt
Organism: Leptomonas pyrrhocoris
Lineage: Eukaryota; Euglenozoa; Kinetoplastea; Trypanosomatida; Trypanosomatidae
Product: putative mitochondrial Mitochondrial ornithine carrier protein-like protein
Exons: 1
Coding region: 234-1136 (300 amino acids)
Biological process (GO): mitochondrial L-ornithine transmembrane transport
Molecular function (GO): L-ornithine transmembrane transporter activity
Source: RefSeq, a predicted model, not a curated record
GAACGUCUUUGUAAAGAAAAGGUGCCGGCUUCUGUUACGUGACGCCGAAGUUGUCGUGUCAUUUGCCGUGAACCCUCGUUGAGGUUUUUGGAGGGGUCCGCUGUCGGCACCGCACAGCUUCGAAGGUGACUGCCCUGAAGCGUGUUAAUGGGCCGAAGGACACACCGACAGGCGCCCCUCACUGUCAUUCGCAUUCAUUCAUUAAUUGUGUUUUCGUUUCCCGUUCAUGAAGCAUGGUGGAACUCGUUAUGGACCUCGCUGCUGGCGGCAUCAGCGGCGUCGUCUGCGCCCUGGUCGGUUACCCCUUUGAGACGGUUCUGGUCCUCAUGCAGAGCCACAAGCUGCCGGCCCACACGACGUAUCGCAGCUGUGUGACGGACCUCUAUCGGCGGGAGGGCGUCGGCGGCUUCUUUAAAGGCAUCCCGCCUCGUCUGUUCGCCUCCGCCGUGGAGUACUCGCUGACCUUUGGCGGUUACAAGAGCGCGCUGCGUCUUGUCGGCGCGUCGGAGGAGAGGCUGACCUUGCUGGACGUGUGUGCCGGCGGCAUCGGCGGCGGCCUCGCCACCACAACCGUGCUGACCCCGCUGGAGCUCCUAAAGUGUCGUAUGCAGGUCACACCCCAGUGCAGCCACAGUGUGAGCGGUGGUGGUGGUGAAGGUCUGGGUCGGCCUCCGCUGACGCUGUCCGCGUGGGUGCGCCACGUCUACCACCGUGAAGGCGGACUUCGCGGCUUCUACCAGGGCGGCGCGGCCACCCUCCUGCGCGAGGUCCCUGGGACGGCGCUGUGGUGCGGGGCGAACGAUGUGCUGCGGGAGACAAUGACACCACGGGGCUGCUCCGCAGCCGACCUCCCGCUCUGGGACACUAUCCUCUGCGGGGGCCUCAGCGGCCUCGUGUAUGCCGUAUUCGUGUACCCGGUGGACGUGAUGAAGACACGCAUCCAAACGGAGCCGAAGCGCUACCGAAUGAAGGGAUUCGCACAGGCGGUGCGCACGCAGUACCGCACGGGCGGUGCGUGCAGCUUUUACCGCGGCUUCGGCCUUGUCGCGCUCUUCUCCUUUCCGAGCAGCGCUCUCCUAUUUGUGACCUACGAGUACGCCAUGCACGGCCUCGUGGCAUGCGGGAAUCGCGUGUGA